Molecule: messenger RNA, 2903 nt
Organism: Oreochromis aureus
Lineage: Eukaryota; Metazoa; Chordata; Actinopteri; Cichliformes; Cichlidae
Gene: psg4
Product: myelin-associated glycoprotein
Exons: 8
Coding region: 27-1736 (569 amino acids)
Source: RefSeq, a predicted model, not a curated record
UGUGCCACCAGAGCAGGGCUGCAGACAUGCAGGCCGACACCGUCUUCCUUGUGUGUCCCCUGAUUUUUGCAACAUUGUGGAGGGGGGUGCAGGCCGUCUCUCCUGUACCCUCAGUCCCUGACCGUGUCCAGGCUCUGGUGGGCACCUGUGUGGUUAUUCCCUGCUCCUUUACGCCUCAUCCUAUCAGGGGUAGGAAGCAGAGAGUGGAUGUGCGGCUAAGGUUCAGAGGUGGUGGCACUUUUUUUCCUCUUCAGAGCACUGCUUUUAACAGCCAGGACAAAGGCCAAGUGAGCAGGGAUUUCCAAGGCAGAGCAUCCCUCUUUGGCAAAAUCGCAGAUGGCGACUGCUCAGUGAAAAUCGAAAGGAUCAGGGAGGAUGACCCCCAGGUGUUUGAAAUUUCUCUGAAGACAGUGGGCGACUCACUCUGGGGGAAGCCAAGGAGCUUCAAUCUGGACCGUAUUUACACCCCUGAAGCUCCUGUCAUCAGUGGCAUCAUGUCAGCCACAGAAGGACAACUGGUCACCCUGAACUGCUCUGUCAACUACCACUGCCCCUCCAGACUGCCUGAUCUGCAGUGGAGGUGGGAGCGAGGAGCCCAGAAGAACAUAACUGAACCUGGGGAAGUAACGACACUCUACCCAGAUCCCCACAGGAAGAUUUUACUGGCCUCUUUGACCUUCACUGUAACACACCAGGUGAAGUCCAAGCUCAGGUGUCAGGUCAUCUUCCCAGGCCCUAAAACACUAUCCACUUUGAAGGACCUACAUGUGACGUUUCCUCCGAAAGAUGUGAAGAUUCAAGUCCAGACCCUGACAGUGAAGGAGGGGGGCAAUGCACUGCUGAUGUGCUCAUGUAAGGCUGACCCUCCAGCAACAGAGUACCACUGGUCCUAUAGUCAACAUGGCCGCACUGUGCACCUCCAUCAGCGAACGCACACAGUCCGGCUGUACAACGUGACUCGAGAUAUGAGGGUCCAGUGCACAGCUCAGAACCUGAUUGGCCGAGGAGAAUCUCGGCCCACAACUCUUAAUAUACAAUAUAAGCCAGCCAUCAUCCAGCUCUCCUCCACCUGUACUGUAGAGGAUUCAGAGGUCGUGUGCCAGUGUUCAGUCGACUCCAACCCCAAACCUGCAAUCACCUGGAGCAUUAAUGGGUCUGUUCCACCUCAAGAUUACAACGUGUCUGUAACAUCAGAGCCCAGUGUGCUAACGGCUAUUCUGAGAGGGCAGAUGGAAAAACCUCAGAAGGUGAUUUGCUUUGCUUUCAACGCUCUGGGAAACGACUCGCUGGUCUUGCUGCAGGGAGAAGAAGAGACAGCAUUUUUCCUGUGGUUGAUUUUACCUGCUGUCACCGUUGUCCUGGUCAUAUUCCUCCUGGCCCUUCUUGUCUACUACUGCAAAAAGAGAGCUAGAAAGCACAUUCUAAGAAGACAUCCCACCAUGUACCCUGGAGGAUUGGAAAUUUAUCAGGACAGGAUGCCUCUUUAUAUAAACUGCACAGAAGUGACUCAUGUUUACACCAAUGGCAGCUACCAGCUUGUGUACCAGAACUGCACGCCUCUUUUUGUCCGCACUAAGCAGAUCCGUCCAGUGGGCAGGAGGGGUGGGGAGAGACGAAGACCUGGACCAGGUGGAGGAAUUAACCAACAAGCUGGUCAGGAAGUCAGAGGUGUAAGAGAGGUGCAGGGUACAGCUGUGGAAGAUGCAGAGACGGGCAUCUACCUGGAGAUUCUCUAAGCACAAAGCUAAAUUACAGUUACAUUGUACAUUAUAUUAAUACUGGUUGUUAUUCAAAUGUUUCUUUAGUUCUCUUUAGUGUGUGAAUGUGUGCGUGAAUGGGUGAAUGACUGAAUGUAGUGUAAAGCGCUUUGGGGUCCUUAGGGACUAAGUAAAGCGCUAUACAAAUGCAGGCCAUUUACCAUUUUACCAUUUCUCAGGAUAUUGCAUACAGUGCAAAUCGAUACGUGUAUAUAUAUAUGUCAUUUGCAUUUGAUAACAAUGCACUCUGAUCUGUGGUAGGUCUAUCUUUCUUCUAGUUUCCAAACUGAACAAUUUCUGCCAUCGAGUGACAGAGAUGUUCUUUGCUCUUCAAAAAAAAGGGAGAGAUGAAAAGGUUUGAUGAAACAGUUUUCAUCAUUUUAUCUGUGAAGCCCUUGAGGAAAAAAAGAAAACAGACCCUCAAAUCUGAUGUAGUCUGACCAGACCAGUCAGUUGCAUUUCUAAAAGCAGCUGGAGCACAAAAGUGAUCCUCAGGAAGCUUUUAAAGUUUCUCUGGAAGGACAAAGAGCUGCUCCAGCUGUGAUGAAAUGUAUAACAUUCAUUACAUCAGCAGUGACUCUGUUGUGUUAAGCAUACCUGGAAGUUUUUCUUGUCUUAGAACGUUAAUGCCUACUUUAUGGCUAUUGUUUAACUAAUUUCCCAUAGUGUUCAUCACUUGAGUAUAUGUAUUUCAAGAGUUCAAUUGUAAACAACAAAAAGAAUAAUGCAGAGAAUCCUUCCUUUCAUGCUCAUCUAUUCGAAAAGUCAAAUUUAUUUACAUGUUUGAUUGUGAACUUUUUUUCUUCACUUUUUUUGUAUGCAUACUGAAUCAGUGCACAUUUAUUUACACUGGUCUGUACAAACGUUGCCUAUAUUACAUCUUCGAGAGCUUUCUUAUCUAAUUUUAUACUACUGUAAUUAUGUGUAUAUUGCUGAUUUAUGAUGCACUCUCAAUUUAAAAACAAAAACCUAUUAUUGGGCUCUUUUUGUUGCUGGUGUAAUGCAUAAUUUUGGAGAUAUGGUGUUAUCGAACACUGACAGCUGAAAGACUAUGAAUUCAGAAAUCUAAUGUACAUUCUUCCUGCUCUGAGAUCUUAAACUAUCUGCUCACGACGUUUAAAAGUGUAUAUUUUGUCACAAAAGAGA